Molecule: messenger RNA, 1783 nt
Organism: Drosophila ficusphila
Lineage: Eukaryota; Metazoa; Arthropoda; Insecta; Diptera; Drosophilidae
Gene: Pph13
Product: homeobox protein OTX1 B
Exons: 3
Coding region: 441-1586 (381 amino acids)
Biological process (GO): regulation of transcription by RNA polymerase II
Molecular function (GO): DNA-binding transcription factor activity, RNA polymerase II-specific; RNA polymerase II transcription regulatory region sequence-specific DNA binding
Source: RefSeq, a predicted model, not a curated record
GCAAGAGCGUUGCCGUGCCACACAGUUGGAGAUGCACAGCCGGAAAAUCUGACCCCACCGCCGUCGAACUGAUACAGUCGAGAGUAAGAAGUCGCGAGUCGGAGGAGAUGCAGCUUCCCCUGGUGUCGGAUUUGUGCUGAGCUCUGCAGGUGCCAUCCCGGAGAGUCUUUAUCCGCUGUUGUUGUACAGUUUUUCCGCCGUGGAAUUCGUCGAAGCGGAAAAGCGAGAAGAAGCAGCAGUGCGAAGCCCCCAAAGUGUCGACGAAAAUCGUUAAAAAAUAGAAAAACACUCGGCGACUAUGUCACGACGCGCUUGAAGACCCCAUCCGCGCCGAGGGAGCCAUUGAGAUUGGGCAGAUCCACAUCCACAGCACAGCAGGCACUGCUUCACUAACCACUCGAUUCCAGACCCUGCACCCACUCCAAACACUCAGGAUUCGCAUGGACAAAGGCACAAUGAAGCGCAAGCAGAGGAGAUACAGAACCACAUUCAACACCCUCCAGCUGCAGGAGCUGGAGAGGGCCUUCCAGCGCACCCACUAUCCGGACGUGUUCUUCCGGGAGGAGCUGGCAGUUCGCAUCGAUCUGACGGAGGCCCGGGUGCAGGUGUGGUUCCAGAACCGGCGGGCCAAGUGGCGUAAGCAGGAGAAGAUCGGAGGCAUCGGCGGGGAGUUCAAGGAGGGCGCGCUGGAUCUCGAUGUGACCUACGACGACAGCGCUGUGUUGGGUCAACUGGACAGUGCGCUAGGUGGGAAUCGAAACCAUUUCACACCCUGCACUUUCAACAAUGACAGCGAUGCAUCUUUUCCCAAAUCCUCUCCAGGUGGCGGGGGUACCCUGCUGCCGGAUACCCCACCGCAGUCCUCCAACUCCCUGGACAACGAACUUAAGGCUUCCUACGGCACAGGAGCCCUGUCGCCCUCCCGACUUUCGCCGAACAUUUUUCUGAACCUCAACAUCGACCACCUGGGACUGGACAGAGGAGGCAGCGGUCUCUCCAUGGAGUGGUCCACCUAUCCACCUCAAGCGCCAGCGCAGACACAACCGCAGAUGGACCCGGACAACCAACUGCAUCCGCAGCACCCGCCUCAACAGCUUCAAAGCCAGCCGAGCCUCCAGGAGAACCCCAAUCCCCACCAGCAGCAGCAGCAGCAGAAUCCCCAGCAGCACCACCACCAGGGUCUGGAGUUUGCGGCCUCCCUGAACCUGGACAUGACCGACGGCUCCUCCGCCUACGACGAGAUGAAGUUCCUCAGCGUGGACGUGGACCAGUUCACGAUCGACAGCUUCAAGGCGGACUGCAUCCUCAGCAUGGAGCAGUCGCAGAUGCAGCCCUACGUGGGCCACUCCCAGCUGGUGGGCUCCUCGGGGGAGCUCUGCCUGGAGGGGAUCGGCAUGACCUCCUUCGGCAUGGAGGAGGGCGGGCCCAAGACGCCCCCCUCGCUUUUGGUGCUGGACAAGGCGCUGCCCUCCUUGAGCAUUGGCGUUGAGGGAAUCGCCGAUCUCGUGGAGCAACUGCAUCAUCACCACCACGAGGGCGGCUCGGUGGGAGUCGGUGUCAUCUCCAGCGACGUUUUCGUUAAUUGAAACUGCUCCAUCUUCUGUGUGGAAAAGUGGGGGAGUGGAGGAAACCGAGUGUGAAGCCAGUUAUAGUUCUAUUCUUGUUUUCUAGUCAAUGUCGAUAAGCCUUAGCCUAAGUUCAAGACCGAGCAAGGUCGCCACACUUGCAAACAAACAUUUUGACAAAUUAUAAAAUAAAUUUAAAAGUUUUUUCUUCAAAAAUA